GCCGCCGCCGCCGCCGCCGCCGCACCACAACACGUUGCCGCCGGUUUACUGCCACACGCGUAUCCGCCGCCGUGAUGAAUGAUAACGAUAUGAAUAAUAAUAUUAAGUGAUAAUAUAAUCGCAUCAUAGUACGCAAACACGUGGGCGAUCGUCGACCACCCAGCCCGGAGACUCGCACGCGUUUGUCGAGUUCCUGUUUACCGUUUCGAUACGUCUAUUCGUCGACCGAAGGACAUCAGAUUGACAUUUCCACAAACCGGGAAUUGAUUGUUUUCAAAGGGGAACUAAUUCGUCGCACGGGAAUGGCGUUUGAAACGAAAGGCGAGGGCUGCAGUAAAAACAAACGUUGAAAUAAAAAUUGUCAUCGAGAAUUUCAAUCAAAGAUGUUUUACAGAUAUUUGGUUAUCGUUGCGUUGAUUUUUCUGUAUGGCAAUCUAGACGUAAACUGUCAAAUGCACGAACCAGACGAAAUAAUGCCUGAAUUUUAUGCGCCACUGGAAAAUUGGACGGUGACCCAAGGCCGAGACAUAUACUUUACGUGCACGGUGAACAAUUUGGGAAAGUACAAGGUGGCUUGGAUAAAAUCGGAUUCUAAAGCAAUUUUAGCCAUACACACGAACUUGAUUGCUCACAAUCACAGGCUGACCGUCACCCACAAUGGACACAAUACUUGGAAAUUGCAUGUGUUCAAUGUUCAAAAAAACGAUACUGGAAGUUACAUGUGCCAAAUAAAUACGCAACCAAUGAUACUACAGACCGGAUACUUGGAUGUGCGGAUCCCACCGAACAUAUUGGACGAGGCAGACAUCGAGGGCCCGGGCAGCGCGGCCAUGGAAGGUGGAACUAUACGGUUGCGGUGCCGGUCCACUGGUAAACCGGAACCAAAAGUUCAUUGGAAGCGCAAGGACAACCGUCACAUUGUCAUCCGGUCAGACGGGGCUAGAGAAAAACAAGAGUCAGCCACUGUUAAGGGUGACACGCUGGAGCUUAGCAACGUGCACAGGACCGACAUGGGCAAGUACCUGUGCAUAGCCAAGAACAACGUACCGCCAACGGUCAGCAAGGAAUUCAACGUUCAGAUACACUUUCAUCCGAUGAUCAAGGUGACCAAUCAACUAGUGGCCGCGCCGACCGGGAGCAACGUGCACAUUCAGUGUUAUGUGGAAACCUCGCCGAAAGCAAUGCACAGCUGGGCAAAAAUAGACGGAGGCGAUCUCAUGCCCAACACCAAGUAUAAAAUGUCGGAGACUCCAAUAAACGAAUAUUCAUUGCAAAUGGACCUAACCAUAACGAGUCUUGAACCCAAGGACUUUGGUGGCUAUUUGUGUAUAGCCAAAAACGCUUUGGGUAAAGCCGAAGGAUCCAUAAGACUUCAAGAACUUCAUUUGCCAAGCGCUCCAACCACUUCGGAAGCACCUCCACCGGAACCAGAAGAAGAGGGUGACGGAGAGUCGGGUGGUGCAGACGAGGAAAAUUUGGUGCCUGUAGAGGGCGAACCGACAGCUGACGGUGACGACCAAUCGUUGGAUGACCAACAACGACAACAGGAACAACAGAGGCAUCCAUCAGAAUCCACAAAAAAACCUCCACAGACUGCUCAUGGAGGUGAAAGUGGUAAUGGAGGUAGUGGAGGUGGCGGCGUCCGGCAUCAUGACAACAAACAAAGGCACGGAUCCGGCAAGGGUUCCGGUUCAGAAUGUCCGGCACGUUGGUUGCUAGUGCUGGCCGCCGUCGUCGUGGUCACGCUGUUCCGGUCACCGGUCGUAUCUCGGUGGUGACGACUCCACUAAUGAGGAUACAACUGUUGUACGACGCUUAUCCGGUUGGUGUCCUCGACACUCAACUAUUCCUGAUCUAAGACAAUAAUCGAUUAAUUAUUUUAAACAAUAUUUUUUUAUUUUUCGCCCGCGAAUUGUUUUAAACCAACGACGUUUUCCAAAAUAAAAACCCUUUCAUUAUAAUAUAUAUUAUUAUAUAUCUCCACACACACACUUACUUAAGGCUAGUAUACAAUGUACAAUGUACAUACAGGCAUACAGUCAACAAGCGCCAUUGCUGCAGCGUAAAUAUAAACUAUAAUAUUUAUUAUUUAAUAUCGUUAUCAAGCCGGAUUAAGUGAUAGUCUGGAGAGAGGCACGCUUCCGCCACGGAUCUUAGAUCAUAUACAAGUCAGUAUAAUACUAUAAUUAUAAAAAUAUGAUCCAAGCCACGGACGUAAGAAACUAAUUUUGAAAUCAGCCUGAAACUGUUAUAUCAAAUGAUUGUUUAUUCUUUUCUAAUUUCUUAGUACAAAAACAAUAAUAUAAUUUGAUUGAUAUAUUAAAUUUAAACAAAAAUGUUUUUUUCAUUUUUGGGGUGCAUGUACUAUAUAAUUAUUAUAUAUGGCGAUAUUUACAUAAUAUUGUAUAUAAUUAAUAAACAAUUUAUACAUUUAUAUAAUGUAUUCGUUUGUUUAAAGUUGUUGUCUUUUGGUUUGUAUUCAGUGACCGUAAUAUUUGAUAAUUAUAAAGUUAUGUGAAGUAACUCCAAUUUUUAAAUCUUAUUGCUUGUGAUAGGACAGGAUUUUUAGAUAUAUUUUCAUCCAGUUAAAAUCAUAGCCGACUAUCGGCCUCUACAGGCCCUCUAUAAGACUUAAUCCGAGCUUGAUCAUUAUUAUACUUGUGUUGUAUUAUAUUGUAAUAUGUCGUACCUAUAGAAUACUCAGGACCAACUACAUUCAUGUUGUAUGGCCAUCAUAUUAUAAAUGUAUAUGGCUAGCUGGGAAAGCUGAACAUUUAAGCAACUUACUAUAUACGUACAAUGGGCACUUUCCAUUAUUAAGACGUUUAAAUAAUACAUUUUUAAAUUACAUGUAUUAAUUAAACGCUGCACUUAAGCCUAUUACAUAAAUAUUUAUACAUCAUUAUGAACCGUUUUAAUUGAUCCUACUCAGAACAUAAUACCCGUUACUGUAUCCGUUCAAAAGUUCAAGCAUUUUAUUUUUUUUAUAAAUAUACGAAAAUAUGUAGGUUACAUAUUAUUAUUACCUCUAAAUUAUUGUCCACACUGUUUGCAGUUUUUCAGGACGUUUUGCGAUGUAUCAUGUUACGCAAAUAUUUUUAAAUGUUCUUAUAAAAGACUGUCCGGCUUAGACACACUGUUAAUAUAAACGGUGAUCGUUUGGGCGAAGAUAAUAAUUUUAACCAAAAAAUUAAUAGUUUGUUUGGGUGACUAUCUAUUUAUACUAUUUGGGCAAGUGAAAUUAUUUUACCUGCGUGAGAUAAAAACCUGGUGACUUUGAUGCGAAUUUUUUUAAAUAUAGGGUUCAUUAUUAACUAUAUUUAAUAUGUUUAUCAUAUAUGAUUUUGUUUUAUUAAUUGCAAAAUGUUUAUUAAUGUUGACUGUAUAUUACAAUUUUACUAUACCAAUAUCUUUUCAAGUUAAGAGUAUGUAUUUUUGGCUUUAUUUUUCAACUGACAAUGUACAUUACUAUACAAUAUUUCAAUAUAUAAAUUAAUUUACCUAUGAACCUAUUCAUAGUUAUUCGCCCAAUCUGUAUUUUUUGUGAAAUAAACACUCGCCCAAUCGGUAUAUAACUGUUCGCCCAAACAGAUCACAUUUUGAGUAGAGAUUCUCUCCAAACAGUCUAUGCCCGUUAAUCUUCAAUCACUACUCUUUCCACGAAUGAUGCAUCCGAUGACUUGCGACCUUCCUUAAAACGCUUGAACUCUUAUCGAAGAAAGUUUAUCCGGAUAGGUUUAGCCGAUAGAACAAUCACGACCAUUUAAAUAUAACUUAAAUUUUACACGAGCUAAUGACCAAACAUAUAGAUAUUCAUUUCAUUUUAGUUACAAAUAAUAUCCCUACAGUUUCAAUGUAAUAAUACUUUCGUGUAAGAAGCGAAUAAAAUAAUAGAUUAUAGUUUAGUUGGAAAAAUACGGUAAACUGUAGUAACUAGUAAGAACAACCAUUGUAAUGCGUUUAAAAAAAUACAAAUUAUAAUAUUAAAUAAUUCGCUGAAAAAAAUAACUCGAUGCACUACAGCUGUAAUUAAUUUAUUUACAUGUAAUAAAUUAUAAUAUAGGUACAUGUGAGUGAAAUAUACUUAUAAUAUACGAAUUUUUUUUUUUCAAUUCCAAGUAUCGAAACGUGUUUAUAAAAAUAAAAAUAAUUUGUCAUAUUCAUGGCAGGUGCAUAAGUAUUUAUAAUAUUCACACGAGGAGAGCUUGUGAUGAAAUAUGUGCAUAUUAUUAAUUCUAUUACCUACAUACCUAUUUGUUUUUUUUAUUAUUUUCGUUGGUAUUUAGCAGUGUUUAACUUGGGGUUACAUGCAUAUUAAAAAAUAUCUCAACUUACGAACAAUUUUUCAAUAAAGCUAUUACAGGAAUACAUUCAAUAUUAACUAUUUUAAUAAAUCAAAAAAAACAGAAAUAACAUGUGAUGUAAAAUUACUGAUAGCCUUCGUAAAUAUAUUAUAGAAUUAUCUAUAAUAUAUGUAAUCAUUAACGUUUUAUUUGAAAAAUAAAACAUGGCAAAAAUAUGAUUUUCACAAUGUACAUUAAUUGUCUGUGUGGUCCGCAAAACUCAUUGACUUUUAAAUAUAAUACGUUAUGCCUUAUGCAAACUCCAAUAUCAUAGAGACAAAUGGUCAAUAAGUCAAAUUUCACUCACAAAAAACGCAUUGACCAAAAAUUUGUGCCCAACGCUCCAAAGUGAACAGACAGUAUAUCAGCUGCCCCGGAUACCCAUAUAAUACCUACAAACUUCACACAUACAAAAUAUAUAUAAUAGAAUAUACGUUAUACAAUAUAUGUAUGCUUAUACGUCAUAAUAUUAUACAUAAUACUAUAGGUAUACUGCGAGUAGAUGUAGUUGAAUUAUAACUUAAUUUUGAGUUCAUGAUAUUGUGAUAUUACAUUAAAACAGUUUGCUGGAUGCUAUUAAGAUGUAUGUAUUAUAAUUUAUAGGCACAUUAAUUACAACGCAUUAUACGAUUAUUAUUUCGUUAUUUCAUAAGAACGCCGAGUUUGAUUAUAGGAACGUCGUCAAUCCUUCGGAUGUGACAUACUAUAUUACUUUAUUUAGGUAUAAUAAUUAUUAUAUAAUUCGACCCUUCCGAAGAUGAGAUCGAUUAAAUAACUAAAGAAACAACGUGUUGUUUUCAAAAAUCUGAGUACACUGCACCAAAUAAUAUAACUAUACCUACAAUAAUCACAUUGGAUCGUCCGUCGCUCAACAAUUACACGUUAAAAAUUUACUAAAUAUGCAUUAUUACGAGUAUAUAUUAUAAGUACAGCGCUAACCGCUAUUCUGUAACUUCUUCACCCUUCUCCCACAACUAUAUGGGGUAGGCCACCCUUGUCCUACACCACCUUAGAGCUUUAUCACCUAUUCCUCCUUAAAUCACACUCAAAAUGUUCGCGUUAUUCUUUAUUAUGUUUAUCCACUACCUUUGAGUCAUCUCUCUCUGUUAACAAGACCGAACUAUCUCAACUUAUUCUCUCUCAUUUUGUAUACUUACUUGUAGUUAAUUAUUUAUAAUUAAUAUACUAUACAGAUACUUAUAUAAAUUAUGAUAAAGGAACACAAUAGCUAACAGGACAUACCUGAAUGGCUAUAGGUACAAUAAAUGAUAUUCUAAUAAUAUUUCAAUUACAAAAAAAUAUAGUUGCCGGUGGCCUAUUAUUCAUUAAUAUAUUUAUAUAUUAUUAUCUAUAUUUACAUAUUACAAAAAUGUAAGGUUUUCCCCUAACAUCCAUCCCACACCUCUAGAUUUUCAUAAAAUAUUAUUGAUAUCGACAUAUCGUAUUGUUAAUACCUACACGGAAUUGGUAUCUAUGAUAUCUAUCGACUAUCAUCAAUGGUCAAUCACCCUACAAAAAUCUCUCCACACACGUUUUUUUUAUUCCGAUUUUUAUAAACUUCACGCCCAGAAUAAUUAUUUUUAAAAAAUAACUAGGGUUCAUGGUGUAUUUUAUUCAAAAAAUAAUAAUAAUACGUGGGAUAGUGUGAAGGGGCCGUUAGGGGUAUCGCGCUGGAUGUCAAGUGGUUUACUGCCGUUAGGGUAUACUUUUAUAAGACAUAUUAAGUACUACCAUACUGCAGAUUAUCGGUUAAGCGAAAACAUGUUUGAGUCUAAGAGUAUUAUUAUAUUUCGGCAUAUUAUAAUAUUAUAAUACAGCUGCUGCAUGUGUAAAAUAAUAUAUUUGUAUUUGUAUUUGUAUA
Messenger RNA from Acyrthosiphon pisum (pea aphid), 6204 nucleotides. RefSeq names its product lachesin-like. Gene Ontology annotation, cellular component: neuron projection. The transcript is spliced from 10 exons. Bases 384 to 1778 code for a protein of 464 amino acids. The record is from RefSeq and is a predicted model, not a curated record. Lineage: Eukaryota; Metazoa; Arthropoda; Insecta; Hemiptera; Aphididae.